CUCUUCUACUGCAUUCUAGGGUUUUAGCUUAGCUUUCUUGCCGGCAAAUUCCUCAGUUGUGCAGCUCCACAGUCGACAAUGGUGAAGGGACGCCAAGGAGAGCGUGUAAGGCUCUAUGUUAGAGGUACCGUUCUUGGAUACAAAAGGUCGAAGUCGAAUCAAUAUCCAAGCACGUCAUUGAUUCAGAUCGAGGGAGUGAACACUAAAGAAGAAGUGGAUUGGUACUUAGGAAAGCGUAUGGCUUAUAUUUACAAGGCCAAAACUAAGAAGAAUAAUUCACAUUAUCGUUGUAUUUGGGGUAAAGUUUGUAGGCCACAUGGUAACAGUGGUGUCGUUAGAGCUAAAUUCAAGUCCAAUCUGCCACCUAAAUCCAUGGGAUCUAAGGUUAGAGUUUUCAUGUACCCAAGCAACAUAUAAGCACGAUAUUGUGUUGGUGCUUGCUUGGGAGGCCUUACGUCCAUCUGAUCAAGGUCAUUUAGUGAUCAAGGAUUUGAAUCUUUUUUAAGUAGUUGGACAUAAAUUGUUAAGUUUAUCGUUUCCUGAGAAAUUCCAAGAAGUGAACAUCUGAGUAGAUGUUGUCUAAUUUUGUUCUUGGAGUUUCUAUGUACGACUAUUUGGUAUUGGUUGUCCUAAAAAUCUUGAUAUUUCCAACAUGUGUUAGUGUUUGCUUUUCCCAAAUGAAUGCUUUCCCUGGUUUUAAUGUUGAGAUGAGUUUGAUGUUGAAUUAA
Molecule: messenger RNA, 728 nt
Organism: Nicotiana attenuata
Lineage: Eukaryota; Viridiplantae; Streptophyta; Magnoliopsida; Solanales; Solanaceae
Product: 60S ribosomal protein L35a-3
Exons: 5
Coding region: 79-417 (112 amino acids)
Biological process (GO): ribosomal large subunit biogenesis; cytoplasmic translation
Cellular component (GO): ribosome; cytosolic large ribosomal subunit
Molecular function (GO): structural constituent of ribosome
Source: RefSeq, a predicted model, not a curated record